Molecule: messenger RNA, 618 nt
Organism: Suricata suricatta (meerkat)
Lineage: Eukaryota; Metazoa; Chordata; Mammalia; Carnivora; Herpestidae
Product: olfactory receptor 52N2-like
Exons: 3
Biological process (GO): G protein-coupled receptor signaling pathway
Cellular component (GO): membrane
Molecular function (GO): olfactory receptor activity
Source: RefSeq, a predicted model, not a curated record
AUGAAUAGAACUGUGCCUAAUACUGAGAAAUAUUUAUCCAUUUGGUAACUACAACUUUCCUCAAACAUCUCUGAACCUGUAAUCGCCAAGGCUGGUCUUGCCACCUUCCUGAGGGGUGUGCUGCUCAUCGUCCCAUUCACUUUCCUCACCAGGCGUCUGCCUUACUGCCAGGGCAACUUCAUUCCCCAUACCUACUGCGAUCAUAUGUCCGUGGCCAAGUUGUCCUGUGGCAAUUUCAAGGUCAACGCUGUCUAUGGUCUGAUGGUUGCUCUCCUGAUUGGGGGUUUUGAUAUGUUCUGUAUUUCUGUGUCUUACACUAUGAUCUUGCGGGCAGUGGUGAGUUUGUCAUCUGCAGAUGCUCGGCAGAAAGCCUUCAGCACCUGUACAUCCCACAUUUGUGCCAUUGUGAUCACAUAUGUUCCAGCCCUGUUCACCAUUUUUACUCACCGUUUUGGAGGACAAAACAUUCCCCACCAUGUUCAUAUCCUUAUUGCUAAUCUUUAUUUGAUGUUGCCUCCUACCCUGAACCCCAUUGUUUAUGGAGCCAAGACCAAGCAGAUCCAGGAAGGAGUGAUCAAAUUAUUUUUUAAAGAGAAAGCUAUCUUAGUUAUGCAAUAG